UGUGGAGCAGUUAGAUGUAUCACUGGGACUAAAAACUCACCUGAAAUUCUUGGAUAAUCUCCUUUGGACAAGAUUAGCCUUCCAUAUUCCAUUGCAGCUGAAUGAAAGAAUCCUUCGACCCAGGAGUUUUUUUAGAAGAAAGAAGCCCUGGGGGAACACCUCAACUUGUUGGGAGGAUAACAGCACAGAGCUGGAUGCUCAGACCUUUCCGGCAUCCGACCUUCAUCGGGAAAGCUGAGUCUGCAGAAGAAAGGAGAAACUGAAAACUCAGCCAUCCUUCCAUGUGAAAAACAAGUAAAGGACACAAACUCCACAGUGCAUGGACUGGAUUAAGAAGUAUACAAGGUAAACCCCCAAAUGGGACUAGAAGACUUUACAGGAAAAGGAACCAAGAACUGAAAGACCUGGUUCCCACAGGGGAGAGGCUGUAAAGAGGACUGCAGUGCACUGAAGGAGGCUCCUGUCUCAGAUCCACUCAGCCAAAGGCACUGGAUGGAAAGGAGUUUGCAAUGGAUUCUUCAUGCUUACUGGGCAAUGAUUUGUGCUCUUAUUAUAACAGCUCCCUGAGCAACUCCACUAUGGAGAAUCAAACAUGUCAGACGAACCGAACCAAACAGAUCAGGAAUGAGGAAGUUGCCAAGGUGGAGGUGGCCGUGCUCUGCCUCAUCUUCUUCCUCGCCCUAACUGGGAACCUGUGCGUACUGCUGGCCAUCCAUACGACCCGCCACAAACAUUCCCGCAUGUAUUUCUUCAUGAAGCACCUGAGCAUUGCUGACCUGGCCGUGGCCAUUUUCCAGGUCUUCCCUCAGCUCAUUUGGGACAUCACUUUCCGGUUCUAUGGGCCCGAUUACCUCUGCAGGGUGAUCAAAUACCUGCAGGUGGUGGGAAUGUUUGCUUCGACUUACAUGCUCUUGUUGAUGUCCCUGGAUCGGUGCUUAGCCAUCUGUCAGCCCUUGAGAUCUUUACACAGGAGGUCUGACCGGUUGUCCGUUCUCCUCACCUGGAUUGUGUGUCUUCUGUUCAGCCUUCCGCAGCUCCAGAUAUUUUCCAUGAGGGAUGUGGGCAAUGGGGAGAUAGACUGCUGGGCAAAUUUCAUCAAGCCUUGGGGUUCCAAAGCCUACAUCACCUGGAUGACCUUGACUGUCGCGGCGAUUAUCCCUGUGUUCAUAACGAGGUUCUGUUAUGGUCUGAUAGCUUCACAAUCUGUUUAGUCAAAGUGAAGUCGAAAAUCGUCCACUUAGACAAACAUGACUCUGACCUCUAGCCAUCCUCACAGGGGCACCCUCUCCAGGGUCAGCAGUGUGAAACUCAUUUCCAAAGCAAAGAUCCGGACUGUGAAAAUGACCUUCAUCAUAGUCUUAGCUUUCAUUCUGUGCUGGACUCCUUUUUUCAUUGUGCAGAUGUGGAUUGCAUGGGAUGCUAAUGCACCAAAAGAAGCAUUGCCAUUCAUAAUAACUAUGCUGCUGGCGAGUUUGAACAGUUGUUGCAACCCUUGGAUCUACAUGCUUUUCACGGGUCAUCUUUUCCAUGACCUUUUGCACCGAUUCGUCUGUUGCUCCUCCCACUAUUUAAAAUCACGACAAGGAUGUGACCUCAGCGUCAGCAAGAAAAGCAACUCCUCCACAUUUGUCCUGAGUCUCAAGAGCUCCAGCCAGAGAAGCUUCACACAACCAUCCACAGCAUGAAGGACAACCUAGGUCUCCAUGAAGUGCAUCACAGUCAGCUGGGUGAACUGAUUUCAGUAUGUGUGUGUUUAUGGAUGUAAAGCAAUGGCAAAUGGUGUUUGGAUGUAAAUACAUAUAUACAUACAUAUAUAUUAUAUACAAAAUAUAUUAAAAUGUGUGUAUGUAAA
Sphaerodactylus townsendi is the source of this 1852-nucleotide messenger RNA. It is a transcript of the gene OXTR, whose product is annotated as oxytocin receptor. Gene Ontology annotation, biological process: female pregnancy; G protein-coupled receptor signaling pathway; positive regulation of vasoconstriction. Lineage: Eukaryota; Metazoa; Chordata; Lepidosauria; Squamata; Sphaerodactylidae. Gene Ontology annotation, cellular component: membrane. The record is from RefSeq and is a predicted model, not a curated record. Gene Ontology annotation, molecular function: vasopressin receptor activity; peptide binding; oxytocin receptor activity.